Molecule: messenger RNA, 375 nt
Organism: Gossypium arboreum
Lineage: Eukaryota; Viridiplantae; Streptophyta; Magnoliopsida; Malvales; Malvaceae
Exons: 3
Coding region: 2-352 (116 amino acids)
Source: RefSeq, a predicted model, not a curated record
CAUGGCAUAUAUGAAAUCUGUGAUCUUGAUUUUCCAUCAGAUGAUAGAGAUGAAAGCCUCUCCUCUCUUGCCAAAAGUUCUCGGCUCCCACAAGCAAAUCAAAUCGCAAUGCCCAGUUCGAUCUGAUCUUGAUGACAUUAAGCGAAAGGUCCUUGAAAUCGAGCUCGAGUUCAAGGACACUGAUUUGACAGAUGAGGCAAAGCAGAGAUUGCUCGAAUUAGAAGAGGAGUUUAAAAGAUUAGAUCAAAAAUGGAUGAAGGACAUGACAAAAGCUGGGAACCUUGAUGCAAUCUUCAUUAAUAAUAUGAAUUUCAGCGUGGAGACCCUAAAGAAAGAUGUACGAUAUAUCUAGAUCUAUAUAUAGGUUGGAUUAUC